AUGGCAAAGUCCAUGGACAAAGCAGACGACGCUAUCGUCCACCAUGAGGAGCGUCCGGACGAGCAUCCUACUGGUCGGACGGACGUGAAGGGCGAUGCGGAGGUUGACCAGUACGCGCAGGAGACGGCGCACCUGCAUAUCGAUGCGGCUACGAACAAGCGGCUGUUCAGGAAGAUAAACAAGCGUGUCUUGGCGAUCAUGCUUGGGACGUACUUCUGCCAGGCGCUUGACAAGGGAACCCUGGGGUUCAGCUCGAUCAUGGGCAUCAACGAUGAUGCGCAUCUGCACGGCAACCAGUUCAGCUGGCUCGGCACCAUUCUCUACAUGGGCAUUCUCGUGGGGGAAUACCCGACCAAUUUCCUGCUCCAGAAGCUGCCCGUGGCCAAGUAUCUUGCUGUAAAUGUGUUUCUGUGGGGGGCGGUGGUGACGUGCUCUGCCGCAGCCACCAACUGGGGUGCUUUGAUGGCCGUGCGUUUCUUGUUGGGCAUCUUCGAGUCUUGCGUCCAGCCUACCUUUAUCAUCCUCACUGCAAUGUGGUACACCCGGGAGGAACAGGCGGUUCUGACCAGCCUGUGGUACUGCAUGAUGGGUGUCCAGUUGAUGGUCGGCGGCCUCAUUGCAUACGGCGUGUCCCACAUCAAGGACGCGCCGGUAUUCUCGUGGCAAGUCCUCUUCAUGGUGCUCGGCUUGGCCACAGUGCUGUGGUCCAUCGUCAUUGCGUGCUUCCUGCCCGACAGCCCCAUGAAGGCGAAGUGCUACAACGAAGACGACAAGCGCUUGAUGUUCGCAAGAGUUCGGGGCAAUCAGACGGGAAUGCAGAACAAGACGUACAAGCGAUACCAGGUCAUUGAAGCACUGGUUGAUCCGUACGUCUGGUGCUGCGUCCUCCUGCAAUGCACCAGCACGCUGAUCAUCGGCGGUCUCGGCGUCUUUUCGAACCUCAUCAUCAAAUCCUUGGGUUUCACGGUCCUGCAGACGCAGCUGCUCAACAUCGCACAGGGCGCAGUAACGAUUCUUGUCAUGGUCGGAGGUGCCAUGCUGGCCAGCAAGACGAAGCAGACGCUGUUGGUCAUGUUUCUCUGGACACUUCCAGCCAUUGCGGGAACAGGGAUUCUGAUGGGAAUAGCCCCCAACUCCAAGAAUGCGGGAGGCCUGCUCGUCGCGUUCUACUGCACCCAGUUCAUCCUGGCAGAAGGCAAUCUGAUCUUCUCCCUCAUAUCGAGGAACGUUGCCGGUCAGACGAAGAAGGGUGUAACGCUUUCCAUGACGUUCAUAGCUUGGGCUGCGGGAAACAUGACGGCUCCGCAGCUCUUCCAGACUAGUGAUGCUCCUCGAUACCGACAUGGCUUUACAGCCCACCUCUGCCUCUACGUUAUUUACAUAGCGGAAAUCGCCGUCACGUGGCUCAUUCUAACGCGCAGAAACAAGGCUCGCGCUAUUAAUGCGGCGAGCAGAGCAGAGGAGAUGGGUUCUGGGGCCGGAAGCAAGACUGAUGCCCAAGAACUCGCACUUCAGGACCUUACAGACAGGGAGAAUCCGGAAUUCAAAUAUGUCGUUUAG
Messenger RNA from Lasiodiplodia theobromae, 1560 nucleotides. RefSeq names its product MFS transporter. Gene Ontology annotation, molecular function: transmembrane transporter activity. Bases 1 to 1560 code for a protein of 519 amino acids. Gene Ontology annotation, biological process: transmembrane transport. The transcript has 10 exons. The record is from RefSeq and is a predicted model, not a curated record. NCBI's taxonomy places the organism in Eukaryota, Fungi, Ascomycota, Dothideomycetes, Botryosphaeriales, Botryosphaeriaceae. Gene Ontology annotation, cellular component: membrane.